AAUUCAAGUCGAUGAAAGGCAGAUCAAUUAUAGCGUUGCUAGAUGUCAACCUGUCAAAGUGUCUGUCCUUGUAAGAAAACAAUUAAGACCUAUUUAAUUGCAGGUAAAAGAUCACAACAAUAACAUGACAGACACGCCAAGUAAAGUCAACGAGGAUGAAAAGGAGAGCAAACAACCGCUACCGUCAGACGCAAUCUUCGUCAUUGCCACUAAUGACCACCAACAACCCUUAGAUAAGGCCACAAAGAGCGUCCAGGAAGGCGCCAUUGAGUCCGCGGUUCAAGACGCCAUACAGCAUGGCCACUCGCUUGAAAAUGGUGAUAGCCAGAUAGUCGACAAACCUAAAGAUUUUUUUUGAUCUCGCCAUGUUUUCGCUUUUAUGGGUUUUCUUGGUUUGGCAUCGGUUUAUAUGAUGCGAAUCAAUUUGUCAGUGGCCAUCGUCGACAUGGUAAGAACUCCGCCCGUCGACAACGCCACGUCCUUCUUCGGCAGAAGCGGAGGUACGAGCACGAGUAACAGUACCGAACACUGCAAGUACGACGAAGACUCCGGAAGCAGUGAAAGCAACGGCGAAUUCGAUUGGGAUGGUGAAACCCAAGCGCUGAUUCUGGGGGCAUUUUUCUGGGGCCUCAUGGUGACGCAAAUUCCCGGUGGAAUAUUGGCCGAGAAAUACGGCGGCAAAUACGUGUUGGGUCUUGGCAUCCUACUGACAGAUUUUUUCUGCGUGCUGACCCCACUGGCUGCACGACAAGGUGGAGCCAAUGCAGUUAUAGUUAUGCGAGUUUUAACCGGACUGGCUGAGGGAGUGUCGUUUCCUGCGGCCAACAGUAUGAUUUCCAAAUGGGUUCCUACUUUUGAGAGGACGACUAUUGGCGCCUUCGUUUUGGCAGGAACUACGUUUGGGACUGUGAUUAUUAUGCCCUUAUCGGGUUGGUUGUGUUCUCUCGAGUUUGACAAUGGCUGGCCUUUGGCUUUUUACGUUCCCGGCAUCAUUGGAGUUAUUUGGUUCACCUUCUGGGUUUUCUUGGUUUUCGAUAGUCCGUCUGUCCAUCCACGAAUUGCCGAGGACGAGAAACGUUACAUUCUCGCUUCUACGGGGAUUAAGAAGCCAAUUCAGAUGUCAGAGACUCCCUGGAAAACCAUUUUGACUUCUAUACAUCUGUGGGCUAUUUUGGUGGCUCAUUUGGGACACAGCUGGGGCUUUUGCAUGUUGCUCACUGAAUUGCCUACCUACAUGAAGACAGUCUUGCAUUUCGACUUGAAAGCCAAUGGAGCGCUAUCGGCCCUUCCAUAUUUAGCCAUGUGGGUCUUUUCGAUCGCCUUCAGUGUGACCGCUGACGCGAUCAGGAAAAACAAGAUAUUAAACACCACCUACACUAGGAAGGUCUUCACUACCAUCGGACUCUUGUUACCCGCUUUCGGACUUAUUGGAGUGAGCUAUACAGGCUGCGACCGAGUCGCCACUAUCACUUUGCUCACCGUGUCAUGCGGAUUUAACGGAGCCAUUUAUUCCGGAUUUUUGGCUAAUCACAUCGAUAUUGCUUCCAAUUUUGCCGGCACAAUGAUGGGCGUUACUAGCUGCGUGGCAAACAUUUGUGGAUUUCUGGCACCCUAUAUAGUCAAUCUUAUCGUGACUGAGUCGGGAUCGUUAGAUCAAUGGCAAACAGUGUUCUUCCUCUCGGCAGGUAUUUACGCUGCUACGAAUUUAUUCUACGUUGUCUUUGGCACCGGCGUAGAGCAGCCUUGGAAUCAAAUUAACCGCGACCCGAUAUUGGAACAAAGAAAAAUGAAUCGCUUUCCUCAAUGACAUCAUCAUCAAGCUCUGACCAAUCUAGCAAAUCGAAGUGAUACCCGCGAUUUCAACAAAUUUCUUGAAUAGCUUUUGACUCCUUCACAACACUUACUUAAAAAUGAAAAAAUAAAAUUUUAAUAAACAAAAGUUUUGAUGUUUUA
This is a messenger RNA of Daphnia pulicaria, 1953 nucleotides long. RefSeq names its product putative inorganic phosphate cotransporter. Lineage: Eukaryota; Metazoa; Arthropoda; Branchiopoda; Diplostraca; Daphniidae. Bases 380 to 1807 code for a protein of 475 amino acids. Gene Ontology annotation, molecular function: transmembrane transporter activity. The transcript is spliced from 13 exons. Gene Ontology annotation, biological process: monoatomic anion transport; transmembrane transport. The record is from RefSeq and is a predicted model, not a curated record.